CUGGAGGGUAGACACUGCGAGAUUAGCUGCAAAAGUACAUUCUUCUCAGGCAGUUUAAUAGACAGCGACUGGGGUCCUUCAAGCUUUUAACUCACGCAUGCGCAUGAAAGAAAGUCUCUUUCUCGGUGGACACAAUGGCGGACGCAGAAAAGAAGGUUCCGGCGGUCCCUGAGAGCCUUUUGAAAAGGCGGAAGGCCUUCGCCACCAUGAAGACCAUGCGCAUCAAGAAGAUGCUUGCCGAAAAAAAAACUCGUAAGGUGACCAGGAAACUGAUCUACAAGAGGGCUGAGAAGUACCACAAGGAGUACAGGGAGAUGUACCGACGUGAGAUCCGCAUGGGGCGGACAGCCCGCAAGGUCGGGAACUUCUACGUCCCAGCUGAGCCCAAGUUGGCCUUCGUCAUCAGGAUCAGGGGUAUCAACGGUGUCAGCCCCAAGGUGCGCAAGGUCCUCCAGCUCAUGCGUCUGCGUCAGAUCUUCAACGGAGUGUUCGUCAAACUGAACAAGGCUUCCAUCAACAUGUUGAGGAUCGCCGAGCCCUACAUCGCUUGGGGGUACCCCAACCUGAAGUCUGUUCGCGAGCUGAUCUACAAGCGUGGCCAUGGCAGGAUGACCAAGCAGCGCAUCGCCCUCACGGACAACGCCCUGGUCGAGAAGGCCCUGGGUAAAUACAGCAUCAUCUGUGUGGAAGACCUGAUCCAUGAGAUCUACACAGUCGGGAAGAACUUCAAGCCUGCCAACAACUUCCUGUGGCCCUUCAAACUGUCCACACCCCGCGGCGGCAUGAACAAGAAGACGACUCACUUUGUGGAGGGAGGAGACGCUGGAAACAGGGAGGACCAGAUCAACAGACUCGUCAGGAGGAUGAACUAGAGGUUUUUUCCAAAGGAUGCUGUUGUCUGUACAAUAAACAUCAAAAGGAACUUA
Oncorhynchus tshawytscha (Chinook salmon) is the source of this 926-nucleotide messenger RNA. Its product is annotated as 60S ribosomal protein L7. Gene Ontology annotation, cellular component: cytosolic large ribosomal subunit. The transcript has 7 exons. NCBI's taxonomy places the organism in Eukaryota, Metazoa, Chordata, Actinopteri, Salmoniformes, Salmonidae. Gene Ontology annotation, molecular function: structural constituent of ribosome; RNA binding. Bases 135 to 872 code for a protein of 245 amino acids. Gene Ontology annotation, biological process: maturation of LSU-rRNA from tricistronic rRNA transcript (SSU-rRNA, 5.8S rRNA, LSU-rRNA). The record is from RefSeq and is a predicted model, not a curated record.